CGCAGCAAGUGCCGCAUCCGCAUCGGGGGGCACCUGGAGCGCUGGUGCCGUCUCAAGGAGCAGCUCGGCUUCGCCCUCCACUCCCAGUUGGCCCAGUUCCUCCUCGACAGGUACAGCUCCCACGGCUGCGUUUGGAGGCCCGCAGGUGAGCCGGAGCCCAACCUUCUCCACGCCGAUGCCCUGCAGCGCCUGGUCGUCCUGUCCCAUGGUCAUGGCCAAGAAUGUGGUUUCAUCCCUGACGUGAAGCUCCCGGUCCCAGGCAGCACGUCCCAGCUGGUGUGGGAGUGCGUGGCCGGGCACAGCUUCUCCUGGGGUGUCCCUGAGGCAGCAGGGGACUGUACCCCCACAACUGGCCACCAUGGAGAGGAACAACGGGGGGACUCGGGGUGCAGCUCCCCACCGGCAAUUGGCCGCCGGCGUUCGCUCCGGCGAGCAGGGCUCGCCACCAAGUCCGGCUCUGGGAAGGGCGAAGCCGAACCAGAGGGAGCAGCUCGGUCACCUGUUGGUGAUGGGGACCAGAGGGAAGAGCUGGGAGCUGGUAGUGAUGAUGGUGAUGAUGGCAACGCAGCUCCCCAUGUGCCAACGGAGACAGGGACCACGGCAAAAGAUCACGAGAGCGUAGUUGUCCCAGAGGAGAAAGUGGAGCAGGGGGCUGAGCCCCAAGAAGAAGAGGAGGAAGAGGAGGACGAGGACUUUGCUGAGGAUGAUGACCUCACCUACACCGAUGACCUGCGAGAUGAGAACUACCACCCAUCUCUGGACAGUGACUCUGAGCCACAGCGACGACAAAGCCAGACCAAAGCCCGUAAGAAACCUGUAAAGGAGGAGCAGCCCCCAAAUGAGCGGAGCCUGACCAGCUCCAGCCCAUCGGAGGAGAAAAGCGAACGAGUCAGCUGCAAGCGGCGAGCGCGGCCGUGCGACGAGGACGUGGCCCAGAUCGGCCCGAAGAGGAUCAGGAAGGCGGCAAAGCGCGAGAUCCUCCUGUGCGACUUUGAAGGCUGUGGGAAGAUCUUCUCCAAUCGCCAGUACCUGAACCACCACAAGAAAUACCAGCAUGUCCAUCAGAAGACCUUCACCUGCUCGGAGCCCAGCUGCGGCAAGUCCUUCAACUUCAAGAAGCACCUCAAGGAACACGAGAAACUCCACAGUGACAAGCGGGACUAUAUCUGCGAGUUCUGCGCCCGUUCCUUUCGUACCAGCAGCAACUUGAUCAUCCACAGGCGCAUCCAUACAGGGGAGAAACCCCUGCAGUGCGAGAUCUGCGGCUUCACCUGCCGCCAGAAAGCCUCCCUGAACUGGCACAUGAAGAAACACGACGCCGACUCCUUUUACCAGUUCUCCUGCGACAUCUGUGGCAAAAAGUUCGAAAAAAAAGAUAAUGUCACCGCUCACAAAAGCAAAAGUCACCCCGAAGUGCCCAGCGGACACCCUCAAGCCGAGGGGGGCCAGCGGCAGACGGUGCCAACACCACUGCCCAACUUCAGGGCAGGGAUUCAGGCAGGGUCGGAGCACCCAGAGGCAUCCAGAGCGUUGGCCACGGAGCCCCAGGAGAUGCCGGGGUUUGGGGACGUCCUGGUGAGUGGUGGUGAACCGGAGAAGACCCCACCUCCCAUUGCAGCCUCGGCUGAAUAUCAGGGGGGUAUUGGGCAGGAUCCAGGCAUGCCCCGAGGCCGAGUGAUGGACGGCGUUGACUCGUAG
Messenger RNA from Cariama cristata (Red-legged seriema), 1698 nucleotides. Its product is annotated as zinc finger protein 692-like. NCBI's taxonomy places the organism in Eukaryota, Metazoa, Chordata, Aves, Cariamiformes, Cariamidae. The record is from RefSeq and is a predicted model, not a curated record. The transcript has 11 exons. Gene Ontology annotation, biological process: regulation of transcription by RNA polymerase II. The annotation marks the transcript as partial. Gene Ontology annotation, cellular component: nucleus.